Musa acuminata AAA Group (dessert banana) is the source of this 1142-nucleotide messenger RNA. RefSeq names its product protein MIZU-KUSSEI 1-like. The record is from RefSeq and is a predicted model, not a curated record. The transcript has a single exon. Bases 1 to 870 code for a protein of 289 amino acids. NCBI's taxonomy places the organism in Eukaryota, Viridiplantae, Streptophyta, Magnoliopsida, Zingiberales, Musaceae. Gene Ontology annotation, biological process: hydrotropism.
AUGGCCGCUCCGGCCAGCACCACAACGACCCCCGACGCCGCUGACCCCACGGCCACCCCAAUGUCGGAGCCCCACCAGAGUGCCGUCGCUACUGAGGCCGAGAAUCCGCAGAAUCCCAUGCUCAACCACCCUCACCAGCCCUCGCCGCUGGUCUCCCUCGUGCCCCCCUCGUCGCGUCACCACCGCCGCCGCCGGCCCGCCCGCGUCCUCCGCCUCUUCCGCUCCCUAUGCCGCACCCUCCCAAUCUUCACUCCCAGGUGCAAGUUCUCACAGCCCUGCGGCCGCAGCUCCUCUACCGCAGUCGGCCCAUUCGUCAUCUGCACCCCUUCCGCCUCCCCCCUCUCCUCCGACAUCCGACGCCGCAGCCGCCACCUCGUCACAGGCACCCUCUUCGGCUACCGCAAUGGCCGCGUGUCGUUCUCCCUCCAGGAGAACUCCCGGUGCCUGCCCUCCCUCGUCGUCGAGCUCUCCAUGCAGACCCAGGCGCUCCUACGUGAGAUGAGCACCGGCAUGUUGCGCAUCGCCCUGGAGUGCGAGAGGAAGCCUCCCGAGCACGGCAAGGACGGGCACUCGUCGUCGCCGAGCCUCCUGGACGAGUCGCUCUGGACCAUGUUCUGCAACGGGAAGAAGUGCGGGUACGGCGUCCGGCGGGAUGCGUCGGAGGGGGACCUGAUGGUGAUGGAGACGCUGCGGGCGGUGUCGAUGGGGGCCGGCGUGCUGCCAUCCAAGACCGACGCGGAGGGGGAGAUGGCUUACGUGAGGGCGGGGUUCGAGCACGUCAUCGGGUCGAGGGACUCGGAGACGCUAUACAUGACGGGCCCCGACGACGGCGACGGCCCCGAUCUCACCAUCUUUUUCGUCAGACUAUGAAAGGCCUCUAUUUGCGUGUUUUCUUGUCGGUUAAUUAUCUAUGUGAGGGGAGUGUAUGUUUUGAUUGAGGAGUUGGCACCUAUCAUCAUUCAUUCAAUAACGACGACAUUAUUUACAGGGGAAUUGAUUGAGGAGUUGAUUGGUUGUGUUUACAGGGGAAUUUAGAACUUAGUCCAAAUAUAGUGAUCAUCGGUACGAUGAUCUUUCUAUUGUAGUAGUAAUAUGGUCACAACUUUUCGACUCCUUAUGAUGAUUUGCCAGAUUUCCUACUG